Molecule: messenger RNA, 1242 nt
Organism: Aureobasidium namibiae CBS 147.97
Lineage: Eukaryota; Fungi; Ascomycota; Dothideomycetes; Dothideales; Saccotheciaceae
Exons: 2
Coding region: 1-1242 (413 amino acids)
Source: RefSeq, a predicted model, not a curated record
AUGUUCUUAGCAAACAGCCGAUCACCAAAGGUUACCAUUCUCAGGCGUACUGACUCUAAGCAAUCGGUCACCAAAGAAGAGUUUGCUGAGUUGUUCGGUUCGUCAGCUCCACCACGACCACCACGACUAUCUCCACCUUUACCACCGUUGCCGGCUUCGCCCAAGUUACCCAUUCUUCGCAAUACAGUACCUUACCCAUACCUUGAUGAAGACGAUCCAUUGAUCAAAGGAUUUGGUCUCGACUUUUUGUUGCAAAAUGGCUAUAUGAAUCUUCCCUCCAAACCCAACCCGGAUCCAGGAUUCGGAUAUGGCAAACAUACGACGCCAGCAGUUGCCUUCCGCCAAUACAAAGGAACUGGGCGCAAUACUGAUGCCAGGAAUUUCGUGUCGCCAGUGGAAGAACAGUACUAUAUCCACCCCAUUUUCUCUCGCGACAGGUGGAACCUACACGAAUUAGGCAGUACUUAUACGCCACACUGGGAUGCGCUCAAACCUGUCUGGCAGCUUGCCACCUUACUACUGGAAGAAAAGGUAAUGUCAGGAUUUUUGUGCGGUAUGCUGGAAAAGAGUACGCACCGCGACACUAAUGAACCCUUCGAUGGUGAGAAGACCUACUCAUUUGAAGCCAAGCAGAACGUCAAGCAGGAAGAGCUAUGGGAUCUGUGGGACAAGAUCUGGAGAUUGAAGGACAUCGUCAAGUUCGAAGCAAUGGAGAAGACUCGAGCCAACGACCAUACAACUUUUGGAGUCACCAUACCCGAGGCGUCAAUUCCUGGACUGACUCCCUCACCCAUGCAGUAUUCAUCCUUUGACAAGAUCGAUGAAGCUUCUUGUCUGCUUCGCCUUCGCUACCAAUUGGCUAUGACCCUUGUCCACGAACUUGUACAUGCUCUCUGGAUUGCUCACUUCGCUGGAUUAAAAGAACCCUUCUACCGAGACUAUCGCUACGCGGAACUGGGCUGGACGCAUGAGUGCUUGUUUGUCGACGGCGCAAUCGCCAACAUUUCCAACCGCGUGGUAUCUCCCUACGGGUUCAGUAUAGUAGAUUGGCCUGGCACAGGAUUAGUAGCAGGCGGGUUUCCUAUUCGGGCAUCCUCUGAUGCUAACCUACCGAUCACUUAUUUUCCUGUGCCCAUGGACUGGCUUCCAAAACACUUCACGCAACAGUUUUGGGAUAAUGUGCAAAGAUUUGGCUUACCUGCAUUCAAAUGUCCAAGACCGGUUCAUUGUGCUCGUCGAUAA